UCGGAUCCAAUAUCCAAAGCCGUUGGAUCGAACCUAUUGUCCACACAACGGGGUCGGGUUUCCAAUCUGUUGCAGUUGAUACUUGAUACUUUUGCUUUGAUGCCUCAAGUCCCAACUCCCAACCCUCUGCUCUCUGUUUCUCAGCUCCCCUUCAAUGGCAGCCCUCAACCUAUCAUCAACUGUACACACCCCGGUACCCACCACCUUUUCUCUUCGCUUACUCCUCUCUUAUUCUCCCCAAAAUACCCCUACCCUUUCAUUCUAUUCACAUUCCAAGCCCUCCCUUCUUUUCCCCUCUGUAUCUCUCAGACCCACAACCACAAUUAAACCUCGUUCUCUAAACACCGUCGUGGUUUCGGCUCUAAAAAAGCUCUCCGAGACAGACCUAGUCUCCAUUCCGCCGGAAUCUGACCAACUCGCGGUGAAAUUCCCGUCAGAUUCUGGCGUCUACGCCGUUUAUGACAAAAAUAAUGAUCUUCAGUUCGUUGGCAUAUCGCGGAACAUCGCGGCCAGUGUCCUCGCCCACCGGAAAUUUGUGCCGGGGCUCUGUUACUCCGUCAAGGUAGGGGUGGUAGAUGAGCCCGACAGAACAGCUUUGACCCAAGCUUGGAAAUCAUGGAUGGAAGAACACAUAGGAGCCACUGGAAAGGUACCACCAGGUAAUGAAUCAGGAAACACCACAUGGGUUCGGCAGCCACUGAAAAAGAAGCCUGAUCUGCGAUUAACACCAGGCCGCCAUGUCCAAUUGACGGUCCCUCUGCAGGAACUCAUUGACCGAUUGGUGAAGGAGAACAAGGUGGUGGCCUUCAUCAAGGGAUCAAGAAGUGCUCCACUAUGUGGAUUCUCACAGAGGGUGGUGGGGAUUCUUGAAAGUGAAGGGGUGGAUUAUGAGAGUGUUGAUGUGCUGGAUGAAGAGUAUAAUAAUGGAUUGAGGGAGACAUUGAAGAACUAUAGCAACUGGCCUACAUUCCCUCAAAUUUUUGUUAAUGGCGAAUUGGUAGGUGGGUGUGAUAUCUUGUCCUCCAUGCAUGAGAAGGGUGAGCUUGCUGGUCUGUUUAAAAACUAGACCCUUUUCUGGUUUUGUGAAAUUAAGACUGGUGUAACACGUAGAUCAGGUACUGAAAUAAUCUAUAUGAGUCUCAGCUCUUGAUGCUACUGCUCUACCAUCCAUGUGCUUAAAGAAAUUUUUUGUUUCUUCGAAUCAUAGAGAAAUUGGUUUUA
Messenger RNA from Ilex paraguariensis (yerba mate), 1221 nucleotides. Lineage: Eukaryota; Viridiplantae; Streptophyta; Magnoliopsida; Aquifoliales; Aquifoliaceae. The record is from the annotation of a GenBank genome assembly.